Cooperia oncophora is the source of this 3051-nucleotide messenger RNA. The record is from the annotation of a GenBank genome assembly. Lineage: Eukaryota; Metazoa; Nematoda; Chromadorea; Rhabditida; Trichostrongylidae.
CUGAAUGGUCAUUCUUGCUCUAAAAAUAAGGUUGGUGUCAAUGUGUCAAUUAAUGAAAAGUCGUUCGUGAAUUGCUCCCAUUUUGUCAUUCUUCCAGGCACUGCACCUCUGGCCCGAAUCAUUCAUGCUCUGGAGAAAGCAAAAUCACUUCCAUUCCUGCACAGUCCUGUUGUAUCAGCAGCUAAUGCCUACAAGGAGGUACCGCCCCCGGCAGUGCCAAAGAAUGCAAAUUCCAGAGGAGCAGUCCCAGCUCGGGUACCGUCAGCAACAGCGAAAUCUAAUUCCACGGCUCCUAAGCAGCCCGCUCCUGCAAAACGACCAGUUGUGCCAGCUCAUGCACCACCUGCUCAUGCACCACCGUCAAGAACUGGUCUCUCAUCUGCGAACAAAUCUGCACCAUCGAGUGUCAAGCCAUCACCGGCUCGUCCUCCCGCGACCACAGCUCCAGCUAAUCGUGCUCGACCAGCUGCUUCAUCGACAACGGCCAAGCAUGCCGCACCUGCAAACAAAUCUGCAUCAUCUACAAACAAUAAGAAGACGGUAGCACACGAAGCCCCUAUACAAAAGACCAUAGUAAAUCCAGUGAAGGGGGCCGCAAUGUCUCGUGCGACUGCCGCCAUCGGAAAAGCGGCAGCAUCUGUUGUCGGUAAGACAUCUGGUACGGUACCGCCCAAAGGUGUCCCCUCGAAAACUAACCGCUCUGCUCCUCCAGCUCCCGCAGCUCCUGCACCUGUGCCUGCGGAAGAGGAGGUGAAAGAGCCCGCACCAACUCCUGUCGAACCAAUGCCUCAGUUGGACGAUUCCGUGGUCAUACUUGACGACGUAGUGCCAGACAUAUGCGUUGAUGCCCCUCAAGAUCCAGCCUCAUCGGAUCUUCGCCCUACUGUGGAACUCGUUGUCAUUCCACCGACGCCUGAACCACGAUCGCCAUCCGGACGUUCGUCUAUAGAUGGUCCUCUGUCUCCUGCAUUUGUACGAAACCCUGAUGGCGAUAAACCACCUAUUGAGCAGCACGUGUUGCCAAGUGACGAUGGCAAGCAAAUUCCUUCGCCAGAUCCUAAGGCUCCUGCUGAACAUGAACAUCAUGAAAUUCCAUCUCCUACUGCCCACGAAGACCAUGAUUCUCAUGCUGAUCAUAAAGAUUCACCUAAACCUGCAGGAGAGCAUGAUCCUCAAGGAGAUCAUAAAGAUGCAUCUAAACCUGCACCACCCAGCCCACAAAUAGAGACCUCUGGUCCCGCAUUUCCAACCUCACCUGCUGGUCCUGCCGCUCCGAGCUCACCUUCUGGUCCUGCCGCUCCGAGCUCACCUUCUGGUCCAGCGGUUCCAAGCUCACCUUCUGGUCCAGCGGCCCCAAGCUCGUCACCAGAUCCGGCAGGGUUGAGCGCACUUACUGGUGCUACUGAGCCUACAAUACCAGGUGCGCCAACUGACAGUUUUGAACCCUUAAAGCCAAGUGUACCUGAGGACAAGCAUGAACCUACAGAACCGCCUGCUCCCGGAGACAAAUCCGGAUCGUCAGAACGACCAGAGCCUUCAGAAUCACCUGCAGGUGACGACAAAUCUGAAGCUUCACAACCAGCUGCGGAUGAUGACAAACAUGAACCUGCAGUGCCAAGUGCUCCACCUCUUCCCAUGCCGGCUCCAAUCCCCAGCGACAUUCCUGGAUCUAUCACUGAGCCCGGAGCAGAUCCUCACCUUAUCGAAAUACCCAAAGCUGAUGACGACAAAGUUGGACCAGCAUCACCUUCAGAGCCAAAACAUGAACAUGACGAUUCACCAUCUAUUCCGCCGGUCCAUGUGGAUGUUACUCCCGCAGAACCCUUCCCACCGCCAUCAUUCGACAAACAUGGUCAAGCAUCACCAUCAGAUCUUCUGAUCGAAGAUGAUAUUCCUGACGAGUUUAAGGGCCCUCAUACGCCACAAGAAGUAGGUGAGAAUGGUCUAUUGGACGAUCUAGAGGAACCCCCGAAGCUCAAGAAAAUCAGCAUGGAUACCGAUGAUCUCGAAAAAGCUUUGCAGAAAGGAGCAGCGGCUGUGGCUGACCAACUUGCUCACUGCUUGGACUCACUUUCGCUAAGUGCUGACAAUUCAGAAAAGGAUGACUCAGAAAAAAUGGACUCACAUGAUGAUGAAUCAAGUAAGAAGGAAGCGCAUGAUCAAGUAGAAUUGGCCCGAAAACUCAGUCAGCAGAUGGUUGAAGAAGCGUCUACUCCUUUGGCGUCAGCGCUAGCAUCAGCUUUGGCCGAUGGCGCAGGAGCUGUUCAGACGGCGGUUGGUUCUGCUUAUGAAGGCUUAGUUGAUCUUGCAACCACAGUGUCGGAGUCCGUCACAGAAGGUGUGAAAGACGCGGCGGAGCUGGCGCAGGAGAAGAUGAAGACAAUGCAGACCCGCUCGAGUCUUGUUGAAAGCGACGGUGACAAUCGCCCGGUGAAGUACGAGGAGACGGACCCCGUUAUUGACUCGGUGCUGGAAACGGUAGCCACAGACUCAGAUCGUGUUGACCAUGCAUUAAGCAACGGUGGUUCAGGAUUAGAGAACAAGGAGAAUGGCAGGAGACCUGAUCAUGAGGUCGACGACGAUGGUUUCCGUCUUGCGUCAGCUGAUCAUGAUAUACGACUUCAUCUUCCACCCCUUACAGCAGCCCGUGGAAAUCGAGCAGUCGCGGUGCCUCACUUGUCGCGGCCACUAUUCUUCGAACUUGUAACCGUACCCCAUCUCCAUGGUAAAUGCACUCUCACCGAUGAGCAAAGCGCCGUGGAAUACUUCACAAACAUUAGAUCAGCUAACUAUAUCCUGCAUAGUGAAGAUGUGUCUCCCGUAGUGCUAGAUGGAUGGCUUACUGGCAAAAAGCAAUGGUUCCGUGACGACCAAAAAUGCCGUUUAAUUCCUACACGGCAUCACAGCGCUCUACUAGCGUUCGUCACUGCUCAUGCCGCUGAAAUGGAAGAACAUGGCUUGGUGGUGAACUCAUCCCUGGAGCAUAAUUCCAUUUCAAUUAACACUGAAGAAGGACGGGAAGACUAUCAUAUGAUUAAGAUCGAGCUCUAA